UUUGAGUGUACAGAGUAAAAUGUGUCAGUAGAGUGGGAGCGAAAUUAAAGAGUAACUGUGACUCCUCCCCAAAAUUAUCCUCCCAAAGUUUAGUUUAUCCGCCAUUACUGUUCGUCACGGCCAUCGCGAUCGCUGCCGUUUGUGGGUUUAGAAGAGAAGUUGCGCUUCUACUGGAUGUUAAAGAUGCAAACCAACAAUGUUGUCAGAGUGAAGUUCAAAGAUAGCAAGAAAUAUAUUUUUUCUCCAACACCUUUUACAUUUCAGAUGUUUUUGGAAUGUGUUGCCAAGAAAUUUGAUCUUCCUACAAUGGACGUUAAAGUCUUUGAUGACUCGAAGACAGAAGUUGAUGAGGAAGCAUUUGAAUAUCUGCUGACACGACCAGACCUUGGUGUCCUAGAAAUUUUCAUCCCAGGCACAGCAAGUUUUGAUGAUUCUUUAAGCUCAAGCUCAUUAGGAGAUGCUGGGGGCACAUCAGAGUCUGAUGACACAGCAAUGUUGAUUAGAAGUCCUCCUGAAAAAAAUCGAGCUGAGGAACGUCGUCUUGCCCAAAUGGUCGAAGAUAUCCUAAAGAGCAGCCCUGGAGGCGAGAAGGUCAUAAAUGAAUACGCUCGCACUAAAAGUCUGUCAGAUGGCAGAAGACGUGACGUGGUGGAAAUCUUGGUAGCACAUUUGACAAAUGAACAUGGAACAAGCCCUUCCCGACGUUUGAAGGAAGAAUAUGCGAAGGGAAUCAUCUCCCUAUUCCCAUACUUGGCUGACCCCAGGAGCAAACUUGGUUAUGAGCAUUAUUACAAUGCAGAAGAUGGAAGUGGAUAUUUGGCAUGGAGAAUUAAAACGCUGCAGAAAGAAGGAUCAGAGGGACGGAUGAAACGCCCACGGCAACCACAGACAGGUGGGCCAACUGCUGACAGGGAUCCCUACAAAGAAGACAGCUGGUUGAAUGAUGAACGUCAGUGUCAGGAAGCAAUUGCCCUGAUGAAGCAUACAGGUGAUGAGGCAGUGGUAAAGGAAAAGAUGAGGUUAACACUGGCCUAUCGCCAGAAGAUGCUGCACGACCCUAAAGAGGCACCUGAUAUUCUAUCCAUUUUCCUGCGAUUCAUGGAUAUACCAGGCUUGAUUGAUCAAGAUUUUGGACUUCUAUUUGGUGAUGCGACCUCUGCAAAGUUGUUGGAGAAGUGGUCUACCAACAUAAAACCACAGGUUAUUGCACAGAGCCGUGGCCUCACACAGACUAGUGAGCUCCAAGACCUCAUCCAAAAUGCUGAAGCCACUGAAGUUGAAGAAGGUAACUAUUGUGCUAUACCCUAA
Molecule: messenger RNA, 1308 nt
Organism: Myxocyprinus asiaticus (Chinese sucker)
Lineage: Eukaryota; Metazoa; Chordata; Actinopteri; Cypriniformes; Catostomidae
Exons: 9
Coding region: 175-1308 (377 amino acids)
Source: RefSeq, a predicted model, not a curated record